AUGAAGGGAAACUCCACGUCUUACCAAGUCCAAGUCCUGCAGCGAGGAGCAGGAGUGGGAGAGGAGCGAAAACGAACCGUGCAAGACUCGGCCGACAGCAACCGCCCAGAGCGUCGUUCUGCUCUAGUGGUACACGAGCUCCAGAGACUCGAAAUUGACAUUGCAGCUGUCAGCGAAGUCUGCUUUGCUGGAGAAGGCAGUCUAAAAGAACACGGCGCAGGAUACACCCUCUACUGGUCAGGGAAAGCUGAAACAGAGAGACAUCUCGCAGGCGUAGGAUAUAUGAUCAAAAACACCAUCGCCUCCAAACUCGAGGAACUACCCAGGGGCCACUCGGAUCGCAUUAUUUCCUUGCGCAUUCCACUAGAAAACAAACAGCAUGUCACUCUUAUCAGCGUGUAUGCCCCAACCCUCUUAGCAGAAAAAUCAGACAAGGACAAGUUCUAUAACAACAUGCGCAGAGUCCUCCAGCAAGUCCCUGUGGAUGAAAAGGUCGUCGUUCUUGGCGACUUCAAUGCCAGAGUGGGUCGAGACUCAGAAGCCUGGAAAGGAAUCCUUGGCAAACAUGGUGUUGGUAGCUGCAAUGACAACGGGCGCCUGCUGUUGGAGCUCUGUGCGGAACAGAAACUUGCCAUCACCAACACCAUCUUCCAGCAGAAAAACAGGUGGAAAACGACCUGGAUGCAUCCCCGGUCUAAACACUGGCACCUCAUAGACUAUGUUCUAGUGAGACAGAAAGACCUCAAGGAUGUCCUGCAGACCAGGGUGAUGCCCUGUGCCGAAUGUCACACAGACCACAGACUCGUCCACUGCAAACUCAAUCUCAAGUUUAAACAUAAGCCAAAGAAAAGGGGCGUACAGCAGCGAAAGUUCAAAACCAAGCUGGAAGACACUGACCUUACCAAUGAUACUCCUUUAGAUGAACACUGGAAACACAUCAAAAACUCUGUUCUACAAGCCUCCAAGGACAUCUUAGGAUACACAACCAGGAAAAAUCAGGACUGGUUUGAUGGAAACAACCACACAAUCCAAGACUUAUUGGCGAAGAAGAGGGCAGCUCACCAGGCCCACCUUGCCCAACCAGCCUGCCAAGUAAAGAAAGCAGCCUUUCGCCUCACCUGCAGCAACCUCCAGCGCACACUUAGAGAGAUCAAGAACCAGUGGGGGGACUACAAGGGCUUCUUUGAAGACCUGAAGGCCGUGUACGGACCUUCCUUUCAAGUCCAAAGUCCACUGCGCAGCGCAGAUGGCAAGGACCUUUUCACAGACAAGGCGACCAUCCUGAACCGCUGGUCUGAACACUUCAAGGCCCUCUUCAGCGCCAAUCGCACAGUGCAGGUCGCAGCCCUGGAAAGCAUACCACAACAGCCAAUUAAGGCCGACCUGGAUGUAGCAUCUUCUUUGGAGGAAACCGCUAAAGCUAUAGAACAGCUGAAAACUGGCAAGGCAGCGGGCAUCGACGGCUUUCCAUCAGAGAUCUGGAAACACGGCAGCCCAGCACUACUUUCCAAACUCCAUAAGAACAAGGGAGUAAAGUCUGACUGCUCAAACUAUAGGGGUAUCACCUUGCUCUCCAUUGCAGGCAAAAUCUUGGCCAGAAUCCUCCUCAACAGGUUGGUCUCUGUUGCCGAAGAACACUUGCCAGAAAGCCAGUGCGGCUUUAGAGCCAAUAGAGGCACGGCAGAUAUGGUGUUUGUCCUCAGACAACUCCAGGAGAAGUGUCGGGAGCAGAAUAAGGGCCUGUAUGUGACAGGCGUGGACCUGACCAAAGCGUUUGAUACCGUGAGCAGGCAAGGUCUCUGGCAGAUCAUGGACUGUUUGGGCUGUCCCCCAAAGACCCUGACUAUGGCCAUCCAACUUCAUGAAAAUCAAGUGGGAAACAACAAUGAGCUUUCCGAGCCCUUUCCCAUUAUGAAUGGUGUCAAACAAGGCUUUGUCCUUGCACUGAUGCUGUUUACCAUCUUCUUCAGCAUGAUGCUGCACCAGGCACUAUGA
Molecule: messenger RNA, 1995 nt
Organism: Trichomycterus rosablanca
Lineage: Eukaryota; Metazoa; Chordata; Actinopteri; Siluriformes; Trichomycteridae
Exons: 4
Coding region: 1-1995 (664 amino acids)
Molecular function (GO): catalytic activity
Source: RefSeq, a predicted model, not a curated record